Messenger RNA from Cyprinus carpio (common carp), 1606 nucleotides. RefSeq lists its product as uncharacterized. NCBI's taxonomy places the organism in Eukaryota, Metazoa, Chordata, Actinopteri, Cypriniformes, Cyprinidae. Gene Ontology annotation, molecular function: protein binding. The record is from RefSeq and is a predicted model, not a curated record.
GUAAAUAUCUCACUAUCCAGAUGUUCACAUUAACAUACAUUAACAUAUCAGUGAAUGAUGGUGAGUUUCACUUGUUGAUUUCUGCAGAGGUUUGAUGGUUUUAGGAGUCAGUUGUAGUUUAGAUGAGAGCAGACCAAAUCCUGCACCACAAUACGAGUAUAUUCUCUGAGCUUUCUAUGAGCUUGUGAAUGUUGAUCUGUGGGAAGAGAUCUUUCUUUUAAAAGAAGCAGGACAACAAGACAAACAGGUUUUCAGCCCAGGCUGCAUUUUUACAGUUACCAAAAGUUAGACUGAGCUGCGAAUGUAAGUCCAAGAGCCGUUUCCAGUGAAUCUUCAUCUCGUUUCUAAGGAUUGUCACUGAAGAAACACCAAUGAUAAAAGAUGGCGCCUGUUGAUGAACUGCUUCUGAAGAUUCUGGAUGAUCUGGACUCAAAAAAACUACACAGGUUUAAAUGGCUCUUAAAGAAGAAUCAUGCCUCUAUUUCAACAGCUGAUACUGAGAACGCAGAAGCCACAGGUGUAGUGGACAUAAUGGUGGCACGAUUCACAUCAGCAGGAGCCGUGAAGGUCAUGUUGGACAUCCUGAGGAAGAUGAACGAGAACCAUCUGGCUGAACAGUUAGAGAACGAAUACAAGGAUGUGGGAAGUGCAGUGCAGACGAGCAGAGACGCUCACACUGUUGAUCUGAAUCUUCAAUCAGGUGAAGCUGUAAAUGCUCCUGUUCUCUCCAGUCCAGUGACCGUCCCCUCGAGCUCCGGUGGUGUCGAGCAACAGCCCUGCAGUGCUGAGAAUAAAUUACGUAUGCCAGUUUUUAAGAGCUUUUCACUUACAGCUCAGAGUGCUGAGAAGAAGUUGCGAUUUCCGGUUUUGAGGAGUUUUCCACUUCAAAGUAUAAAUGGCCAAGAUUUGGAGAUUAAACAGUAUGCCUGUAAUCUCACACUGGAUCCAAACGCGGCCCAUCCGAACCUCUUUCUGUCUGAGAGGAACCGCAAGGCGACGCACGUGAGAGAGAAGCAGCCGUAUCCGGAUCAUCCGGAGAGAUUCGACUGGCAGCCGCAGGUUCUGUGUGGAGAGAGUCUGGCUGGACGCUGUUACUGGGAGGUUGAAUGGAGCACGAGAAUGUGGGUUGAGAUAGCAGUGACAUAUAAAGGAACGAGGUAUAAAGGAGCUGACAAUGACUUUUUGUUCAGCCGAAAUGCACGCUCUUGGGUGCUGAAGUGUUCUCGUUACCAAUAUCUUGCCUAUCACAAUAAUCAUAUGACUAAUAUACCAGCCCCUUCUCAAUCUAAGAGAGUAGGAGUGUAUGUGGACGUGUCGGCCAGCACUCUGUCCUUCUACAGCGUCUCUGACACACACACACUCACACACUUACACACAUUCAACACCACAUUCACUGAACCCCUCUACGCUGGAUUCCUGCUUCAAUCUGACUGUUCAGUGUCUCUGUGUGAGUUCUAACAGCCUCUGUUUGGACAGCCUUUAUAUAAAUGAUGACCUAUAUCAUUUGUGACCCUGGAGCACAAAACUUAAGUGUCUUAAGUGUCAAUUUUUCGAAAUUGAGAUUUAUACAUCAUCUGAAAGCUGAAUAAAUAAGUUUUCCAUUGAU